This is a messenger RNA of Hemisphaericaspora subhashii, 2529 nucleotides long. RefSeq lists its product as uncharacterized. Gene Ontology annotation, cellular component: fungal-type cell wall. Gene Ontology annotation, biological process: cell adhesion. The transcript is spliced from 2 exons. The record is from RefSeq and is a predicted model, not a curated record. NCBI's taxonomy places the organism in Eukaryota, Fungi, Ascomycota, Pichiomycetes, Serinales, Debaryomycetaceae. Bases 1 to 2529 code for a protein of 842 amino acids.
AUGUUUGAACUUUUAGCGGAUUCAGUUGUAUUCAAAAAAGCUGCUACUGCUUAUGAUUACGCCGCUCCUUCUUAUCCAAAUUGGAUUGCAACAUUAUCUUGGGAAAUGAAAGGUGGUGACAUUGUUGCUGGGGACACAUUUGAUUUGACGCUACCAUGUGUUUUUAAGUUCACGGCCACCCAGGAUUAUGUUGAUUUAAAAGUUCAGGAUACGGUUUACGCUAGAUGUUAUUUUCAACCAGGAGACAUCGUUGUAUCAUAUUCGAGGUUAGAAUGUGAGGUAGCUAAUGCGAUAAGACCUGAAACUGAUGCCAGUGGUAAAAUUAACUUCCCGUUUACGUUCAACCUGGGUCGUUCUCAUCUCGAGACUGAUUUAAGGUGUGCUUCUUUCUUCCAUAUUGGUAACAAUGUUAUCCUGUUUCUUGAUGGUAGUAACCAACUUCAAACAACUGCAAGCUUUGAGGGAGAUAACAAGUCCGAGCCUGAGAAGAUUCUAUACUCAAAUAGAGUUAUACCUUCUUUAAACAAACAACAACAUUCCGUUGCAGCUGGUAAGUGUUCCGAGGGCCACACUUCCGGAAAAAUAGGAUUCAAGGUCUUAAGUGAGGAUGUCACGAUUGACUGUGACAGUCAAGGCAAAGGCUUGGCUAAAGAUUUCAACGAUUGGUAUUUCCCAAUGGAUUCACUGGAACUCUCUACCACCUCUUUGGUAUGCAAUGGAGCUACCUAUGAAGUUAGCUUUGAAAAUAUUCCACUGGGAUAUACUCCAUUUUUAUCUGUCCUAAUGAAAGUUAAGUUUGGUACGUCUGUUAGCGUUUACUACACCAGUGAAUUUAAAUGUCGGGGUUCAAAACAGGCACAGAACUACCUGCGACAAAUUAACUGGAGUCCUUAUUCAAAUGAUACUCCAGGAGGAAAUGGUCAAGACGUAAUUGUCACUACCACAACGUACUAUGGCUCUACAACUCUUGUAACAACGUUACCAUACAGUGAGGGAGUAGGUUUUAAGACUAUUGUUGUCAAAGUGCCAAUUCCAACUGUGACAACAACGACUACUUGGGAAAAGACGUAUACAAGUGUGUCGACUGUCUCGGCUACGCCAGGUGAAACAGCCACUGAGAUUUAUCAAGUUCCUGAUCCAAAUGCCACCAUUCCAAAUCCAUCAACAAAGCCAUCAACCGCACCGGAAGAUGAAACUACCAACCCAUGGGAUGAACCAACCUCAACCGAAACCAAUGAGUCUGAUGACGAACCAAUUUCGUCGGAUCCAACCCCAUCUGAUACGAACGAAGAGGAAACUACUACAGCAUGGAACGAAGAAACCUCAACCGAAACCAAUGAGUCUGAUGACGAACCAAUUUCGUCGGAUCCAACCCCAUCUGAUACGAACGAAGAGGAAACUACUACAGCAUGGAACGAAGAAACCUCAACCGAAACCAAUGAGUCUGAUGACGAUCCAAUUUCGUCGGAUCCAACCCCAUCUGAUAUGAACCUGGAGGUAUCAACCGAUCCGGAAGAUGAAACUACUACAGCAUGGAACGAAGAAACCUCAACCGAAACCAAUGAGUCUGAUGACGAUCCAAUUUCGUCGGAUCCAACCCCAUCUGAUAUGAACCUGGAGGAAUCAACUGAUCCAGAGGCUCAACCCACCACAACAUUGGAUGACAAUACAUCAUCCGACCCGCAAGAUGAAACUACCAACGCAAGGGAUGAAGAGACAUCAAUCGAAACCAACGCUGUUUCUGCCUCUGAGGAUACUACUCCAAACGGAACACCAUCUGAAACCACCCUGGAACAAUCUUCGGAAUCAAGCGCUGAUAUUACAUCAGGUGAUGAGCAAUCUAGUUCUCUGUCUGUAUCAUCUACAUCUGAUUGGGAGGGACCUUCACCCACCGGUGAUGAAGGGGAGUCUGAAAGUGAGAAACAAUCGACAAUGGAGACCGACAAAUCAUCAACUUUGUUGUCAUCUGAAGAAGUGCAACCCCCAGAGAAGGAAACAUCGACAACAUGGGAAUCAAGUCAGAAAGCUUCUGCGUCCGAAUCGGCAAGCGAAUCUACUUCGAAAACAGAAGAAAAUCCACAAACAAAACACUCGCUGACUCUACCAGGACCAGAAUCAGGUGCAAGUUCAAAGAUUGUACAAACCACCUCUCUUGAACCAACUGGACCCGAAUGGGAAUCCAUCGACAAAACGAAAACAACCAAGACAGGUAGUGCAGGCUCUACUGGACAACAAAGUCCAUCUCCAACAACUGUCAUUACUCCUGAUAGUGGUAGCAAUGUUCCAUCUGACAUGCACCAAUCAAGCAUCUCCGUUCUGCACGGGGAUCAAGGUUCCAAAGGAUCUUCUAAUGCUCCUUCGACUGAAGGGCGUAUAUCGCUUUCCACUACAACAACGUUAUAUGCUAGUUUUAUUGAAGCAACUCCAGGUGCUUCUGAGCAAGGACCUGAAUCAAUUCCGAUAUAUGAUGGAUCGGCAUCUACUGUUGUCCUUAACUUGUGUCUUUUAUUUAUUUGUUUGAUUGUUUGA